Protopterus annectens (West African lungfish) is the source of this 1875-nucleotide messenger RNA. RefSeq names its product dynein axonemal heavy chain 5-like. The transcript is spliced from 13 exons. The record is from RefSeq and is a predicted model, not a curated record. The coding region runs from base 1 to 1875 and encodes 624 amino acids. Gene Ontology annotation, molecular function: dynein light intermediate chain binding; minus-end-directed microtubule motor activity; dynein intermediate chain binding. NCBI's taxonomy places the organism in Eukaryota, Metazoa, Chordata, Ceratodontiformes, Protopteridae. Gene Ontology annotation, cellular component: dynein complex. Gene Ontology annotation, biological process: microtubule-based movement.
AUGUGGGCCCUAGCAGAAAUUCUUUCGAGCCCAGCCCAUCAGAUCGUGGAGCUGACCACUGUAUCUCAGAUACCAUCUAUUCCUCCUCGGACUCGGAUGAGUUCAGAGCCAGAGUGUCAGGAAAUCGUUGUGCUGGAACCAGCAGAGCCAGUGAUCACCCACAAUAUCUCUGCUCCAACAUCCGCUCUGAUCUCGUCGAUGCUAUCUUCCAUUGAGGAAUCUGGGAGCCGACACUCCCUGGUUGGCUCCGGGAGGGUGAGAGUCGAAUUGGACCCUUGUCAGAGCCGACUCUCUCACUUGGAGCUUCAGCGCAGAGCAAGAAAAAGUAGGAGAUUUACCUUUAAAUACAGAGGAGAGCGUUUAAUCAAUGUCUUUCCUUUAGAGCUCAAGCAUGUACCCCUAGAUCUUAUGCAAAAACUGAAAGAGGAGCGAGAAGCAAAGCGGUCCCAGUUAGAUGCCAGACAUGACUACAUCCUGGGAAUUGUAGCUUCCUCUCUUGGGCUGGACAGUGCUGAGGUUGAAGAUGCCAUUUUGGAUGGAAGUCAGAUUGAACGGAUUGACAGGUUUUUUGCAGCCGGUGGCCUUCCUCAUCUUAUGUUCUAUUACCAGGAAGUGGACCCAAAUGAAACAGGAAUCCUGACUGGAACAGCACGAAGCCGCAAGCCAAAGCUAUUUGUGACAGAAGGGAAUGAUGUUGCUCUAAGUGGCACUUGCAUAUUCUUUGUAAGAUCCAACACAUCCAAAACCGUAACCACAGAAAAUGUGCAUAAGGAAGUGAGCUUCAACAUUUUAGAUACAUCAGACAAUGGUCUGCUGAGGAGCAUGGAGCAGUUGUUGUCAGAAAUCUUUAUUCCAGCUGUGAAGAGGAUGAACCAAGGAUGGGGUGAACUGAACACUAACCAGGCUGCUUCUGUAAGACAAGAAUUUCUAAAUACCUUAGAUGGAUUUGUUAGUGUUCUCAAUGGAGCUCAGCAAAGCUUGUUGGAAAAGGUUAACCUGAAAGAAUGCGAGACAUAUGAUUUAAAGGCACUCAAAGGUCCUUCAGAUUAUCUGACAGCAGCUAACAGCACUGAGGCACUGGAAAAAAUUGAGACCUGUAUGAAAGUAUGGAUCAAGCAGAUUGAACAGGUUCUUGCUGAGAGUGACCAGUUGCGCAAGGAAGCUGAUGACCUAGGGCCACGAGCAGAACUGGAUCACUGGAAGAAGCGCAUGUCUAGGUUUAAUUACUUGCUUGAUCAGCUGAAGGCCCAGGAAGUGAAGGCUGUGCUUGGAGUUCUGACUGUAGCAAAAUCAAAACUUCUGAAGACUUGGCGAGAACUGGACACACGUAUAACUGAUGCUGCCAAUGAAGCUAAGGACAAUGUGAAGUAUCUGUAUACUCUGGAAAAAUUCUGUGACCCUUUGUAUAACAGUGAUCCUGUGUCAAUGAUUGAUGCAAUCCCAGGGCUUAUCAAUGCUGUUCGAAUGAUUCACAGUAUUUCUAGGUACUACAACACUUCAGAAAAGAUCACAUCUUUGUUUGUAAAGGUAACAAAUCAAAUGAUAACAGCUUGCAAGGCCUACAUCACAAAUAAUGGGACAACAACUAUCUGGGACCAGCCACAGGAUGUCAUUGUAGAAAAACUAAAGGCUGCUAUCAGACUGAACCAGGAAUAUCAACACUGCUUUCAUAAGACCAAGCAAAAACUGGAACAGAUCCCCACAGAGAGACAGUUUGACUUUAGUGAGAUGUACAUAUUUGGAAAGUUUGAUACAUUUCAGAGACGGCUGAAUAAAAUCAUCGACAUGUUCAGUGCAAUUACUAUGUAUUCAACUCUACAGGAUUCAAAGAUUGAAGGUCUGGAAGUAAUGGCAACCAGAUUCCAGUAUGGCUGA